Molecule: messenger RNA, 1868 nt
Organism: Pocillopora damicornis (cauliflower coral)
Lineage: Eukaryota; Metazoa; Cnidaria; Anthozoa; Scleractinia; Pocilloporidae
Source: RefSeq, a predicted model, not a curated record
ACAAGAUGGCCGAUUACUUUCAAGAAAGUACAGCGAUGUAACCCCGACAACAUCCUUAAAACAGACGUGCUUCAGGAACUGAAGAAUCAGCGUCGAAUCGAUCAGGAGGCAGUUUAUUAUCGCAAAGAGGGGCAAGAGAAAAAGAAAGCAGACUUGAUAGAUGAUGAAGUAUUACUUCAUAAGACAGAAAGUAGAAUUUCUAUUUAAGAUUCACUUCUUUGGCAAGAGAGAAUGCAUUUAGGUCUUUCAGACAAUAACAUGAACUUGAUAGCCCAUCACAGCAGAUAUGCAGUGCCCUCAACCCUGCACAAAGUUGCAUGCAUCUGGAGGGUAUUACCUUCUGUUAUACUCAAGACUUUUAUACCUCAUCAAUACAUUGUGACAAAAAACAGCUCAAAUUUUUCAUUGUAUUCAUCAUUCAAAUCUGCGAGUACCCAAAGUAAAGGGAUGCAGCCACAGAAUUGUUUACUGUCACAGGAUCACCAACAGUUGACAGGAAUACCAUCGUUUUAUUUAAGAGAAAAAGAGGUAAAUGAGAAGAUUAAGUCCAAGCACACAGUUCAAGAUCAGUUGGAAUUUUAUCAGUCAUGGAAAGAUCAGAAGUCUUUAGUGAACAGCAUAACAGCACUUCAUAUGAUCGCUAAAAUUGUCAAGAAAAACCAGAGAGAAAGAGCGAUUUUGCAGAAAGAAAGAGACAAGGCAAUGAAUGGUACAAAAAGUGCAUACCAUGAGGUCUUAGAUUUUAUUUCUGAUCAGAUUAUUUCCUGUAAAGGGCAAGGUCUAUCGAAUGUCAUGUGGUCCUUAGGAGUAAUUGAAGAAAAAGACCACCACCUGGGUAAGGUUUGUGAGGAAGAAAUUCUAUCGCGCGAUAUAACUGCCUUUCACCGAGCUGAGGUCUGUUGUCAGAUUCUGCCGGGAUGUGUUGGCUUGGAACUCAAACACUCGCUAGUUUUUAAACGCGUUGAGGAAGCCAUAUUGGCUGAGAAAAUCAAGUUGCAUCUUUGUGAAAAUCGCCAUAUUUGCGCCAUCUUGUCUUGUUUUACCGAGGUUGGUUGCGGAAGUUUAGAAUUAUUUGAAAAAUUACAGGCUAACAUUGUGGAGAGAGAUUUUAGUUCGUUGCUCGUUGAACACCUUGAUCAGAUCUUGCACUGUUUUGCCAUCAAGGGCAUCUUCUCUGAUCAGUUAUUCAGCCAAGCAGAAGAAGAAAUUCUGCUAGAGGGGUGCGGUAAUUUUCGGAUGAUAGAACUCGUGAGCAUUCCACGCGCGUUUGCAAUUGCGGGUAGUGGAAGAGAACAACUCUUUGCAGCUUUCGAGGAAGAAAUCUGUCGAAAACGAAUCAAAUAUUUCCCAUUAUCUUGCCUAUGUUGGAUCACUUGGUCUUUUGCCAUAAGAGGUUUCACGCAAAGUAUGGUGUUUAAAUAUGCCGCUCACGCGAUCUACAAUCGAGGGGUGAAAAAUCUCAAAAAUAGUGGCCUUUCGCUGUGUCUGUAUUCUUUCGUGUUGGCGGAAAGUCCUUCACGAGUUUUCGUAAAGGAAUUAGGAAAAGAGCUUCUUUCUAGAGACUUGAGAAUUUUCAAGGGUACCCAGCUGUGUCAACUGAUGUGGGCUUGUUCAAAAGCCGAGUAUUUAAACCCAGAAUUACUUCAACGUUUGGAGGAAGAGAUUCUCCAACGGAACUUGACACAGAAAGAGGAAACCAUAUUAUCUGAAAUUUUAGGCAACACUGCUAAGGAAGACAAAAAUCCGCCUCCAUAUUUGCGUGAACUAUGUAUUUCAUCAAUAUAGACAGCUGUUUGUAUAAGUUCUUUUAUUGAAGAGAAACAAUUAACCUCCAGUAAAUGUUAUUACAUGUGGUCUGAGGAAAAAUA